AUGGCCUCAACGUUGCCUGGUGACAUUAUCUACCUCAUCGUCGAGAUCCUGGGACAAGAUAAGGACUUCAAUAGUCUGUUCCAGUGUGCUGUGUCUGCCAAAUGUUUCACUGAGCAAGCUAUACCCACUCUGUAUAAAUCACACGAACUCUCUCCUGUGAGAGGCGGCGGAAUUGAACUUGGCACCCUGGACUCGAGCCAUACCCGACGAAAAUGGACGUCUAUGUGGCGGUCUAUUGUGCUUUCUACUCUUGAUCAAACCUAUCUUCCGUACUACAGUUACAUUCGGUACUUGGACCUCAAUGAUUUAUCGAAUCUGCUCAGCCAUAGUUCGUUCACCGGGAAGAUCAAAGACGAGUUCUUUACUCCAGAACUUCAGGACCUCGUGUCUCACGAUUAUGAGCUCAAGGGAAAUAAGCGUCUUCGCUCACUGCGGAAUCUGCCUGACAAUGAUUGGAUCUUAUCCAAGAUUGGUACUGGACCACGCUCGAUAAGAGCUAUAGGCACACAGUUGAAAUCACUGAAAGAGCUGAAAUUGACAAGCCUUGGGAUCGAAGCAAUUGCAGAGCUGCCUUCAUUAACAGCGCCACCAGUGCUGGAGGUGCUUGUCUUGACUGAUUCAAUACCAGCAGCACGGAACGAGGACUUUUAUUCCACAGUUAAAGGAGUUGCUGAUUGGAUUGGUGGCUGCAAGGCCCUGCGACAUCUGGAGCUUAGAAGAUUUGUUGAUGACACGUUUCUACUUGCACGAGUUCUGGUCGCCGAGGAUAUGCACCUGCUGAAUUUGUCUCUGACUGGGUACACAAUGGCUGGCAGUCGUGACUUCCACAGAGCUUUGGCCUCUCAAGAUUCUCUGCAACGUCUCAGUCUUCGAGGUGAAGGGUGCGAGAUUCCUGAAGAUAAUGAGUUGCUUGUCCAAGCCAUUUGCCAGCUAAAUAAUCUGCGUGAACUUGAGCUCAAGGAUAUUUCCGAUUAUUUCACACCUGAUCAUCUAAUGUCAUUCACACCACAUCUUUCCCAUUUGGAGAAACUGUGGAUCGGAGGAGAUCUCUUCAAUGACGAUGUAUGGAAUGCAUUUUUAUGCCUUCCAAAGCUACGAAGUCUGGCCAUCCAUGCGCUCAGCGAGUUCACGGCUCAGGGUAUACUCGAUUUCAUCGCUCAACUAGGGCCCGGUAACAGAGGAAUGAGCCUCUCAAUCUUGAACUCAAUAACACCAAGUCUCACAGAGGAAGCACAGAGCUUAAUUCGCAAUAUCUUGAAACACAACCUUGAUGGGACCUUUGACUUCGGCCUUGCACAGGAGGAAUUCAGCGACACCGACUCAGAAGGGAUAUCGGAUUGA
This is a messenger RNA of Aspergillus thermomutatus, 1341 nucleotides long. RefSeq lists its product as uncharacterized. The transcript has 5 exons. The record is from RefSeq and is a predicted model, not a curated record. The coding region runs from base 1 to 1341 and encodes 446 amino acids. NCBI's taxonomy places the organism in Eukaryota, Fungi, Ascomycota, Eurotiomycetes, Eurotiales, Aspergillaceae.